This is a messenger RNA of Gigantopelta aegis, 375 nucleotides long. RefSeq names its product toll-like receptor 2. Gene Ontology annotation, biological process: signal transduction. Lineage: Eukaryota; Metazoa; Mollusca; Gastropoda; Neomphalida; Peltospiridae. Bases 1 to 375 code for a protein of 124 amino acids. The transcript has a single exon. The record is from RefSeq and is a predicted model, not a curated record.
AUGGUAAGAAAUCUGGAAGAAGAACGGAAUUUGAGACUUUAUUUACGCGAUCGAGAGAUUCUUCCAGGUGACGAGAUGGUUGACGGGAUCAUGCAGGGGAUAAUGGAAAGCUGGAAAACUGUGUUUGUGUUAACAAAGAACGUUGAUGAAGACCAGUGGAUGACAUUUGCAGUGAAAGCUGGCGUCUAUAAUAUAACCGAUCUAAGAACUGACCGUGUACUGGUGCUGGUGCACAGUGAGUAUGAUCAACAGAUUCCUGAUCCCAUUUUACGCGUUAUUGAUGAAGACUGCAUAUUCAGGUAUUCACCACAAACUACUGACCGUGAUCCGGUCUGGAAUGACUUGCACAAUGCAAUUAUCGGCCAUGAAUACUAA